CUACAGGAUAUGGAAAGCAAGGCUGAAGUCGCUUGUUGACUUGCAAAAAAAAUAGUGGAAUGGGUUGGAAUGACCAUGAGAAGCGGUUUGAUGCACCACAACAUAUGUGGAAUGAAUUAAAGAAAAAAGAGCAAAGAUUUUGGAAAGAGCAUAGAGUGCUUCCCAUUCACCUACAAAUUGUUGAAUGGUUGCAUAAUGAAAUUACUACCGGGGUUGAAUCUUCACACCCAUCCGAUGCAAUCAAUGAGGACCAACCAUACAUUCCAGUGCCAAUUGAUGAAGAAAUUAGCUUGAACAAUUAUGAUGCUAUUGAUGAUAAUGUUGGUGAAAGUGCCCAUUAUACUCCCAAUGCAAGUAGCAGUCGUUCCCGUGGUAAGCCUAGUUCAGGGGUAACAAGUAAAGAGAAGAAGAAUAAAGGAGGUGCAGAGAAGGUUAGUAGUCCUUUGAAGGUGAUAGCCAAUGCAAUUGUGGAGAUGGCCAAGCAAGACCCCCAGAAGGAAUGUGCAAAAAACUUAUGUAUUGAGAUUGAUGCACUUCCAGGAGUUGAGUUUGAUAAAAAAUUGCGUUCUAAACAAUUCUUCAUGCAACAUAAGGAAUUGGCUCCCAUCUUCUUGAAUGCCAAUGAGGCAGAUAAGUCUAAGGUGUUUGAACACUACAUAAAGAAUAUCAAAGAUGGUGGUCAAGAUUGAGGAGGUGUCUCUUUAUUUAUUUAUGAUUAGUGUGUUGUUUCAAAACAUAAGUAAAUAUUAACUAGACAAUUUAUGACAAGCAUUUGAAAUGCUUAUUUUGGUGAUGUAAUAGUGACUCGAUUUUUGAACUCUCUCAUUUAAACUGAUCAGCUGGUGAUUGGUAAGCUUCUGUAAGUAGGUAUUAUGAGUUUUAUUGGAAAGUAACAGAGUUGGAUGUCUGUUUA
Messenger RNA from Macadamia integrifolia, 913 nucleotides. RefSeq lists its product as uncharacterized. NCBI's taxonomy places the organism in Eukaryota, Viridiplantae, Streptophyta, Magnoliopsida, Proteales, Proteaceae. The transcript is spliced from 2 exons. The record is from RefSeq and is a predicted model, not a curated record. The coding region runs from base 60 to 689 and encodes 209 amino acids.